CUUAUACGACUUAUUUAAACUGCAAUCGUUGUGUUUUAAUUAUAGACUUUAUUAUAAUAUUGAAUAUGUAUAAGAGUGUAUAAUAAUGGCCAAUGCAGUUGAUUUUUUAUAUAUUCGUUAUAAAGCGGAGGAAUAUUGGUUUAAUAAUGGAUAUUCUUCUUAGUAGUGUGUCCAAGAAUUUGGUGUAGCAGAUGUUCAGAUUAGUAUAUGAUGUACGAUGUGUGAGAAGCGAUCAACUGAAGAAGGUUGCGACACGUUAUCAGUAAAUAACUUUGAACGAGAUAAAUUAAAAUGAAGACCUUAGGAAAUAAAUCAAUUUCACGCAGUUUUCGAGCAGUCGAACACGAGUAAUGAACAGCAAAAUGUGGUACAAUACUUUAAUCUUUAGUGCACUAUUUUUAAGUGUUAAUUGUCUUACGACGAAUAGUACAACAGAUGUAGAUGUGUCCUCGUUUGCGGAGGAAAUUAUGUUAUGGGCAAAUUCCAGUCAGACAUCGGAAUUGUUUAUGGACAUAAUCCAAAAUUUGAAAUUUCCAACGGAACUUCAGAACAGCGACUUCAAAACACUUGCAGCAGGACUGUAUAUUCCAAUAUGUACAAUCUGUACAGGAACUCUAAAAGCGUUUAUAGAUUUACGACGUAAAGGAGAAUCUGAAGAGAAUAUAAGAAAUAAUGUAAUUAAAUUAUGCGUACUUUUAAACAUUCAAAAAGAAGAAGUUUGCAGAGGAGUCGUCGAUUUGAACUUGCCCAUUAUUCUCUACAUAGUAGAUUCUAGACCAAAUUUGGAAGCAAGCACGAUGUGCGGUGUUGUCCUAGAAUCGAAAUCCUGCCCGUUGAAUGAUACUGAAUUUGAAUGGAGCAUUGAUAUUACUAAUAAUACUCAUACAACGAUUAUUGAAAACAACACGCAAGAACAAAUAAAAGUUUUGCAAUUAUCGGAUAUUCAUUACGACCCACUCUACGAGCCGGAUGGUAACACGAAAUGUGGGGAACCAGUUUGCUGUCGAAAGGGUCAAAAUAAGACGGAUGUGACAUCAGCGGCUGGCUUCUGGGGAGACUAUGAUUCCUGUGACACCCCGUGGCACGCAAUCGUUGAUGUUAUAAAUCACGCGAAAGUGACGCAUCAAGAUAUCGAUUUUGUUUAUUUUACCGGAGAUAUAAUAGAUCAUGGUGUGUGGGAAACCAGCAAAGAAGGAAAUAUACAAAGUCUUCGAAAAAUUUAUAAUGAAAUUCAUGACGUCUUUAAUGAUACAGCAGUAUAUCCUAUAUUUGGAAAUCAUGAACCAAAUCCUCUAAAUCAAUUCGCGCCUCAAAACAUAACACAAGAGAAUUUAACUACAAAUUGGGUGUACGAAUUAUUAGCAGAUCUAUGGAUCGCUUAUAAGUGGUUACCAGAAUCUACACGUCCUACAAUAUUGAAAGGAGGAUAUUAUACUGUUACACCUAGAAAAGGAUUCAGAGUUAUCGCUUUAAACAGUAACGUCUGUUAUUCCUACAAUUGGUGGCUUUGGUAUACUCCAAGGGAUCCCGAUGAUCAAUUACAAUGGCUGGUGAAUGUCCUUUCUGACGCUGAGAAAAAUAAUGAAUUCGUACAUAUUUUAUCCCAUAUACCUGCUAAUAGCAACAGCUGUUUAAGUACAUGGAGACGAGAAUACUUAAGAAUAAUCAAUAGAUUCACCCAUAUAAUUAAAGCCGAAUUCAAUGGGCAUACUCAUAAUGAUGAAAUAGCAAUAUUUUAUAAUUCCGAUUCUAAAGUGAUAAAUGUUGCUUGGAACGGUGGUAGCGUAACAACUUAUACAAAACUGAACCCGAAUUAUAAAGUUUAUACAGUGAAUUCUAGUAAUUACGCUGUAACUGAUUACGAAAAUUGGAUGUAUGAUCUUGGUUCUGCUAAUAAACAUAACGAUACGACACCAGCCUGGUACGUAUCAUAUUCUUUUAAGAAAGAAUAUAAUCUUCCAGAUCUAUCUGCCAACUCUUUAAAUAAUUGGCUAUAUGAGACACUAAGAAAUGAUACAUUAUUGGAUAAAUAUUACAGGAAUUUUUAUAAACUAGCACAACCUUCAUUGGUAGCAAGUUGUGAUGUCAAUUGUAAACGAGAGCUCCUACAUCGUGCAAUUGUAGGAAUUGAGCCGUCUAACAUUAUGAAAAACGUAGCUCACAUCGGUGAGCUGUGGUUGGGAUGGGCAUUAGCAUCUGUGAUCGGCCAGGCUAUUAAUACUUCCUGGACCAGGUCUUUGUGAGCUAUAACACCAGAAAACAGUGCGUGCGAAGAUAAUGUUCGCAGGCUUCAUGUAUUCGUCAUAUAAAUUCUACUUAAUUAACAAUUACAAAUUUAUUGCUAACAUUAAUGAGUUUCAAUGGUUCGCAAAUCUAACCAUUUUAUUACUGGUGUGCGAUAAAGCUUAUCUGAUGGAAUUUUGUCUAAUAUACUAAUCUGAAAAGAAAAUAAUAAAAUUAUUGUAUGAUACUGUAAAAGAUAAA
Molecule: messenger RNA, 2484 nt
Organism: Ceratina calcarata
Lineage: Eukaryota; Metazoa; Arthropoda; Insecta; Hymenoptera; Apidae
Product: sphingomyelin phosphodiesterase 1
Exons: 10
Coding region: 351-2243 (630 amino acids)
Biological process (GO): sphingomyelin catabolic process; ceramide biosynthetic process
Cellular component (GO): lysosome
Molecular function (GO): acid sphingomyelin phosphodiesterase activity
Source: RefSeq, a predicted model, not a curated record